GAUCGUAUUAACUCUUCCCCGAGAAGUUGAAAAAGUUCAGUGUAAGUGAAACCCUAGAAGACUACGACCGCAAUUGAUCGUUGUGCAUUUCGCGAUUGCAUGAUUAGAUUACGGACAACAUUUUCGUUGGAUUGAGUUAGCAGAAUGGGCGCAAGUCGAAAGCUUCAGGGCGAGAUAGAUCGCGUUCUUAAAAAGGUCCAAGAAGGUGUUGAAGUCUUCGAUAGUAUCUGGAACAAGGUUUAUGAUACGGACAAUGCUAACCAGAAGGAGAAAUUUGAGGCAGACCUGAAGAAGGAGAUUAAGAAGCUCCAGAGAUACAGAGACCAAAUUAAGACUUGGAUACAGUCUAGCGAGAUCAAGGACAAGAAGGUUAGUGCCUCUUAUGAGCAGGCUCUGGUGGAUGCUCGCAAGCUCAUUGAGCGUGAAAUGGAAAGAUUUAAGAUCUGUGAAAAGGAAACUAAGACCAAAGCGUUCUCCAAAGAAGGCUUGGGCCAGCAGCCUAAAACUGAUCCGAAGGAGAAGGCUAAGUCAGAGACAAGGGAUUGGUUGAAUAAUGUGGUCGGAGAGUUAGAGUCUCAAAUUGAUAACUUUGAAGCUGAGCUUGAAGGGCUUUCUGUCAAAAAGGGGAAAAGCAGACCACCUAGAUUGACGCAUCUAGAAAUGUCAAUUACCCGACACAAGGCUCAUAUAAAGAAAUGUGAGUUACUGUUGAGGCUGCUAGACAACGAUGAAUUAAGUCCUGAGCAAGUUAAUGAUGUCAAAGAUUUCUUGGAAGACUAUGUGGAGCGUAAUCAGGAGGACUUUGAUGAAUUCAAUGAUGUCGAUGAUCUAUAUAGUUCAUUACCUUUAGACAAGGUGGAGUCUCUCGAAGAUCUUGUCACAAUUGGUCCGCCUGGUGUUGCUAAGGGUGCACUUGGUCUUAGCUUGAAGACGUCUGUAGCUGGAUCGGCUUCGCAAACAUCUGAACAGGCUGAUGACGCUGCUUCCCAAGAUAGCAAUUCUGAUACUGUUGUCAGAACGCCACCUCCCAAAAGUAGUGGUAUCAGUUCUGCUGUGUCAACACCAGCUGGAAACCAUUCUACUCCUGUCUCUUUGAAUGUUUCAUCUCAGAACUUGGCUGGUGUGACUGCUGCAGCAUCGGUCCUCCCCAGUUCAAGUUCUGUUCGGACUGCUCUGGAGAAUACUAGUGUUCCUAAUUCUACAUCUGUAAAUCAGUCUACCUCUGUGAAAGAAGAUGAGGUUAAUGGCUUCCCUGGCCGGAGAGCAUCUCCAUCGCUUUCUGAUGCUGCGCAUGCAAGAGGCAUAAGUAGAAACAGCCUACCAAAUCAAGUGACAUCUGGCAUCCCUCUUGCUUCCAGCAACAUUGUGUCCAGCAAUGGGGCUCUUGGUUCAGUCCCUUCAGCCUCUGAAAUAACGAAGAGAAACUUAUUGGGAGCUGAUGACAGGCUUGGAAGUAGCGGGAUUGGGCAGCCUCUUCUGUCACCCCUAAGCAAUAGAAUGAUGUUGCCUCAGGCUGUGAAGGCUAAUGAUGGAACUGGUUCAGUUGACCCUAAUAGUGUUAAUGAGGCUGCAGCUGUAUCUGGGAGAGUUUUUUCCCCUUCUGGUGUUCCUGGUAUGCAGUGGAGGCCCGGAAGUCCUUUCCAGAACCAAAAUGAGACGGGGCAGCUUCGUGGAAGAACUGAAAUAGCACCUGAUCAGAGAGAAAAGUUUCUGCAGAAGUUUCAGCAAGUGCAGCAACAAGGUCAUAGUACCCUUCUUGGUAUGCCUUCUCUCGCUGGUGGAAGUCAUAAGCAGUUUUCUGCUCAGCAGCAAAAUCCUCUCUUGCAGCAGGCAUCAGGGCUCAGUGGCAUUUCAUCCACCUCGUUACAGCAGCCAUCCAAUUCUAUCCUUUCUCCAUCUAGCCAACAGCCAAUGAUAUCAAGUGUUUCUCAAGAUUCUGAUGGCAAUUCUAAAGCUGAAGAACAUCAGCAACAACAGAGUACUCCUGAUGAUUCAGUGUCUGAAUCUACUGCCAGUAAUGGGCUUGGCAAGAAUCUUCUAAAUGAAGAGGAUUUAAAAUCCACAUAUGCUGUAGAUUCUCCUCAGGCAGGAGUGUCUGGUUCUCUUACCGAGCCUGCUCAGGGCUCCAGAGAUACUGAUUUCUCUCCUGGCCAACCUUUACAACCCAAUCAACCUUCUGGUAACCUUGGUGUUAUUGGAAGAAGAAGUGUUGCCGAUUUUGGAGCCAUUGGUGAUAGUCUUAGCGGAACAAAUGUCAAUUCUGGUGGAGGGCGUGACCAUGUACUUAAUAUGCAGAUGCUUGAGGCAGCUUACUACAAACUUCCACAACCUAAAGACUCAGAACGUCCAAGGAUUUAUACUCCUAAGCACCCAGCAAUAACACCUCCAAGUUAUCCUCAAGUACAAGCCCCCAUUGUCAGUAAUCCAGCCUUUUGGGAGAGAGUAGGUCUUGAACCAUAUGGCACUGACACCCUGUUCUUUGCAUUUUAUUAUCAACAGAACACUUAUCAACAAUAUUUGGCUGCGAAAGAACUAAAGAAGCAGUCUUGGAGAUAUCACAGAAAAUAUAACACAUGGUUUCAGAGACAUGAAGAGCCAAAAGUCGCUACAGAUGAAUUUGAGCAGGGAACAUAUGUAUACUUCGAUUUUCAUAUCGCAAAUGAUGACCUGCAACAUGGAUGGUGUCAAAGAAUCAAGACCGAGUUCACUUUUGAGUAUAAUUAUCUUGAAGACGAGCUUAGUGUAUAGAAGAUUUGUAGACGAUGGAUGCCUUUGGUGUCUUGUUUUCGCUGUCAAGUAUUGUUUAUCAGAUGAACCAGUAUCGCCUGAUUCAAAAUAAACAAUAUAUGAAGGGAAAAAAAAGUUGAUCGUUGUACAUGUCUCCGAACAUUUUUCUUACAUUAAUCAACGACAUCCAGAUCCGGGUGUCAGUAAGUUAUCAAGAAUGGCAUGAGGUGGCGCCAAAACCAAGGAAUAAAUGAACUAAUUAAAUGAGAGGUAUCUGCUAUCAGAAAGUACAUGCUGGGACAAGAUAUCGUGUAUUGUAGGGUCUCAGUUAUUGAUGGGUUUGCGAAGUGCUUUUAAAAGACAUCAGGUCAGCUUUUUCGGGUCAGAGCAACACAGUCUUGAUACAUUUGGAACAGAAAAAGGCAUUGGAAAUGGAUCGUUCACCUAUUCCAUUUUUUUUUUUUUAUAAAGAAAGUGUAUUUUUUUAUGAAAAUACUUUUUUCCGUACUAAAUGUUACCCAAGUCAUCUGAUCUUCCUUGUCGGUCGUGAUUGUGAGAAAUCCCGUCGCCCGGAUGUAGUGGCUGUGCUCUGGGGAGACUAAACUUAGGUUAUGUCUGUAACUGCAUAAGCAUUCUGUUUAGCGAAUUUUUUUUUAUCGAUUGCGUGUUAGAUUA
Molecule: messenger RNA, 3402 nt
Organism: Neltuma alba
Lineage: Eukaryota; Viridiplantae; Streptophyta; Magnoliopsida; Fabales; Fabaceae
Product: CCR4-NOT transcription complex subunit 3
Exons: 16
Coding region: 145-2748 (867 amino acids)
Biological process (GO): regulation of DNA-templated transcription
Cellular component (GO): CCR4-NOT core complex; nucleus
Source: RefSeq, a predicted model, not a curated record